Molecule: messenger RNA, 842 nt
Organism: Lasiosphaeria miniovina
Lineage: Eukaryota; Fungi; Ascomycota; Sordariomycetes; Sordariales; Lasiosphaeriaceae
Exons: 2
Source: RefSeq, a predicted model, not a curated record
UGUUGCGCCUCCCGAAUCUUGCCCUCCUCAACCCUUGCAGACUAUAACACCCUUCGCCGCUUUUGCUCAGGCGAACACUCGCGAAACAAUCAGGGAAGUGACUGAAAUAGGUUUAGACUCGAUGGGCAGUGUCCUGAGCCCAGAAGAUGAUAAUUGGCAACUUUUCGCGAGGGAAGUGCUUGUACCAUGGCUGGGCCCAAAACUGGGACCGCCGAGGAGCACAUAAGUACUUGCCCUCCCACCUUGAGAAUCUACUCGUAGGGCCUAGUUUAUGGCCAUCUCUACUAUCGGCUUCUUGAUAUUUUCAAGAUUUUACUCUAUCAUUUCCGUCUAUCUUGAGCAGAUCGCCGCAUUAGCUCUCAGCUCUCUAGUUAGCUAGAUCCACUGACAUCAACACGUCACCUAUCGCAUUGGGGAAAUUUCAAAUCGAUUUUCUAUUUUUCUCACGCCGCCAAAGACAGCUACCGAAGAUGGUCAGGAAAAGGACAGCAGAUGAGAGGAGAAGAUGCGCAGAAGAGAACGGAUUCAAUGACGACGACACGGAUGUUGAUGACGAACCUGUCCCACGUGAGGUCUUGGACUACACCAAAGAGAGAUACAGAGACCAGAUGGACCUUUGGAUCGAGUACAAAACAACACACCCCGAAGCUACACCUCAUCAAUUGAAAACCCUGAAGCAUUUUGCCAAGUUUAUAGCAAAGUCCGCCAAAGGUGUUCUGGACCCGGAGGGAAAGCCGACCGUUCAAACCGUUCGGAAUUACUUCCGGUGUUUUGUCUCUGGUUGGAAUCUAGACAAUCCAACGUGUUUGAUCUCGAGAGACUUCACAGACUCCAUCACCAAU